Messenger RNA from Anopheles cruzii, 1260 nucleotides. Its product is annotated as arrestin domain-containing protein 3-like. Gene Ontology annotation, cellular component: cytoplasm. Lineage: Eukaryota; Metazoa; Arthropoda; Insecta; Diptera; Culicidae. The coding region runs from base 1 to 1068 and encodes 355 amino acids. The record is from RefSeq and is a predicted model, not a curated record. Gene Ontology annotation, biological process: protein transport. The transcript is spliced from 2 exons.
AUGCCCAAGGAGAAGAGCUCCAAGCACGUCAAGUGCGAAAUUCUUUUCGAGAACAACUCGAACGGCAUUUUCACGGCCGGCGAUCAUGUCGCCGGCUUCGUCGAGCUGCAGCUGACUAAGAUAAAGAAAGUGCGAGGUGUCUGCCUUAAUAUUUCCGGGUUUUCAACCGUGUUCUGGGAGGCCAAGGUACCGGACGGACCGAAGAACAAAAAGACGAAGGCACAGUUCAAGGGCCGCGAAGACUUCAUCAAAAAGAAACUGUACCUCGCCGGGACGGAAAAUGGUGCCGGAAUACAGCUACCCUCCGGUGCGCUACGGUACAAGUUCGACUUUCAAAUUCCCCCAACGGUCCCAACGUCGAUGGAGGGAAAAUACGGCCAUGUGCGCUAUCUGCUGCAAGUGACCUUGGAGCGUCCGUGGAAGUUUGACCACAACUUCCAGAAACCGUUCACCGUGGUGUGCCUGGCCGAUUUGAACCAGAGCAACGAAGUCCUGUGCAUACCGACCAAGGCCGAGAGCAUGAUGACGUUCUACUGCGGAUUCUGCCGCUCGCGUCCGCUGAUAGUUUCGGCAACAACGCCCAAAUCAGGCUAUACACCCGGGGAAACGAUUGAGCUGGAGGUGUUUGUCCAAAACUCCAGCACGGUUGCGGUCAGUGAGAUUGAGAUUAAAUUUCAAAAGUUACUGAAAUUCAUCAGCCAGACGCGUGUGAUCGGCCAAACGCAGAUUCCGCUCGUGGAAACCAACGUCCAGUACGAAGUGCUGACUGUGCGAAAAAUUCCCACCAUACAGGGUGAAAACGAUGCACGGUUUGUGGAGAACUUCGUCGUUAACCCGAUACCGUCCACCGAGACAACGCACAGCAGUAUUGUUCAUGUCUCGUACGAGCUGGCCGUCUUGGUGAAACCGCAGAGGUCCACGAAGCGAAUGAAGCUAAACAUACCGAUCACCAUCGGCAAGAUCCCGCUGGCAGGUUCGGCUACGCCAUAUUCGAUUUCGGGAGGCGUUCACAAACUGGCCACCACUCUGGGAGAACAGUGCAGCGCCCCGCCAGCUUACGAGGAGUAGCCACGGAGGCGGUGGGGCAGGAACUAACCGACAUCGGGUUAUUUGUGAUACUGUGGAACACGACAAACACACGGGACGUGAUUAGUGAUUACCGGAACAGUGCUUAAGAGGAUGCUUAUUUGAAGUAACAGACCGUCCCACUAGAGCGGCUGACUUUUAAAGUGUGUGCGAUUACCGUCAACUGUUUAUAUC